GAGUGGGUGAGAGAGAGAGAGAAUAGCGUUAGCCGGAGGCGGCGGUUGUUGGAGCGCUGCUGGUUACAGCGGAGGAUUUUUAUUUUAACUUGAUGUUUCUCCACAAUCUGGGCACCAACAUGAAUUUUAAACCGAGUCGAGACAGACUUUAUACAACAAGAUGUUGUGGAUGUUGCCAUGUCAGGACGGGGACGAUUAUUCUCGGCACUUGGUACAUGGUUGUGAACCUGCUGAUGGGAAUCCUGCUGACGGUGGCAGUCACUCAUCCGGAGAACGUGCCCUCGGUUGACCUGCAGUACGAGGUCAUCGAGCACUACUUCGCCUCAGACAGAAUGUCAGAAAAUGCUUGCGUGGGAUUCGCCAUCUCCCUCCUGAUGCUCACCAUCAGUGCCAUGAUGGUGUACGGAGCCAUUACCCACCGUGAUGGCUGGCUCAUCCCGUUCUUCUGCUAUCAGCUGUUUGACUUUGCUCUGAGCUGCUUGGUGGCCAUCAGCUCCCUCACCUACCUGCCCAGGAUCAAGGAUUAUCUGGAUCAGCUGCCGGACUUCCCGUACAAAGACAAUCUCCUCUCUCUGGACUCCAGCUGUCUCCUGCUCUUUGUGCUCAUCUUCUUCGCUCUCCUCAUCAUCCUGAAGGCUUAUUUGAUCAACUGCGUGUGGAACUGCUACAAAUACAUCAACAACAGAAACAUGCCAGAGAUCGCUGUUUAUCCUGCUUUCGAGGCUCCACCUCAGUACAUCCUCCCCACCUACGAGAUGGCCAUGACGAUGCCAGCGAAGGAGCCUCCGCCCCCUUACAUGCCCGCCUGAAAAGCCUCCCUGAUCGAGUCACUGCAGAUGCUGUCCUUGGUUUUUCUGAUUGAUUCCACUCUUCAGUCUGUAAAACGGAGGGUGUUUACGAUUCCCCACCACUAUCACUUUUAAAGCUCUGCAUAUUGCAUAGACUUAACCAUCGUCAUCAUCCGCAUGACUCUCAUAAACAUGUCGUGACAGCUCAUCACAGAUCUAUUUUUGUAAAUGAAUAGAAAGUAAAGACGCCGCGAGUGGGAUUUACGGGGAAAAGAGUUGUUCCCUGUCGAGGGGGGAAUUCGGUUUGCAGUGUUGGAGCCUCAUUGUGAGCUCGGUUGCAUAGUGACUUGUGCUUCUGACAGCUUUUGUAUAGUUUAUUCAUAGUGAACCAUUCUAAUAAAACGUUUCUACUUAGGUGACGUAGAUCAUCUGCCAGCGGGCAACGCACAUGAAGCAGUGUACGCUUUCACCUUUCAUGCUUUUCCUCUUGUUUUUAAUGCUUUCUUUGGAAGAGAUGUUGUGAAAGCCUUUUUUGUUUUGCUUUACCGCUUCAUUGUCUACUAACAUUUUGAAGCACUACUUUCUCAGUCGGCUAAUGCGAAGGAUUCUGCUUUAGUUUAAACACCGAUCAUGACAAUCCAAUGUGAAAUUAAAAGAAAUCUUUGUUUUUCCUUUUGUGUAUUUUGUGUGAAAGUUUAAAAAAAAAUGUAAAUGCAUAGGCAAAAGAGGUUUUAGCACUUUAUCAUGUUUUAUAUUCAAGUCUUGUAACAGUUCAUACAUCCAUCCCUACAUCCAAUCAUCAUCCAUCAGAUCCCACCACAUGCCACCAUCUUGGCAGCGUUUAUCGUGCUGUGUUGUGGUAGAUAGUGAUCAUGCUUUCGACACAUUGCUGACAAGAGAGGAGGCUCUUCUCUCACGACACAAUGCUUUGGAUAAACAUGACUCUCUGCUAGUAUUGUGAAAUUCAGUAGAUGCAUGCUACUCUCCUUCUUGGUCUCUCUCUUUUUUUUUUUUCUUGUACACUUUCUGGUAAGUCAAUUAAUUCAAUAAUAAACAUUUUGAAACAUUG
Messenger RNA from Pangasianodon hypophthalmus (striped catfish), 1857 nucleotides. It is a transcript of the gene laptm4a, whose product is annotated as lysosomal protein transmembrane 4 alpha. The transcript has 7 exons. The coding region runs from base 93 to 809 and encodes 238 amino acids. The record is from RefSeq and is a predicted model, not a curated record. Gene Ontology annotation, cellular component: lysosomal membrane. Lineage: Eukaryota; Metazoa; Chordata; Actinopteri; Siluriformes; Pangasiidae.